Canariomyces notabilis is the source of this 1333-nucleotide messenger RNA. RefSeq lists its product as uncharacterized. The coding region runs from base 150 to 872 and encodes 240 amino acids. NCBI's taxonomy places the organism in Eukaryota, Fungi, Ascomycota, Sordariomycetes, Sordariales, Chaetomiaceae. The transcript has a single exon. The record is from RefSeq and is a predicted model, not a curated record.
GAAUCGAAUAGUGUGCGUGACCGCCGAAACCUAUGAGGGGAGAAAUUUCUGGCUUUCAAGGAUUCGGCUCGUUUGGGGACCCUUGUGGCCAACCCGGUUCUCAGUGCGUGACAAGAUGACGCUGUUUGCAACCAGUUGCAUCCUUCCCCAUGACCUGCCGCGGGGGCCUCUUUAGCGUCGAUCUUGGGUCAUCAACAAGUCAGAUAAGCUUUUUCCCUGUUGCACGGCGCGAGGAGGCAGCAGCAGCUCCUUUUAAGGCAUUGUGCAGCUCCGAGCGACCUGAAGACCUCUCGUACUUCGCCGAAGGGAUUCGAUCGGCACGAUCUGACUGUGUUCCUCACCACCUCAACUCGACUUCGCCACGUCAUGGUGGCUUUAUUGAGUACAUACAGUGCCUGCUACAGCUCUGCGCGGAAGCAGCUCGUUCGCUGCAGUUGUUCGAUUCGAGGCUGAUGAAAGGAGAGGGUAGAGGAGCCAAUAUGCUUUGGCCAUUUCCCACGUGUGUAACCCCCACAAAGCCCGGAUUCCUCAAGCGCCCGCCCCUCAGACAUGUGGGCAGUCGUAUGGUCAGAAUUGCACAGCAGCUGAGCAGGGUCGUCAGCCGUCAGCCUGAGUCUGGCAUGCGUCCACAUUUCCCCUCGACAGAUCGCAUUUCCGAUCUCAAUGUUGAAGGACAAGGUGAAGUUCCUCUCAUCAUUCGGGAUCUGCCGGUUGCCCGCUGCCGGGUUUUCGUCCAAAGGGUCCACGGGAGCGGGGGAUGUGCGCUUCGCUUGAGGCACGACCCUGCCGAAACUUCGCCUGUCUUCGAUCCCAUCACACAUGGCCGGUUCUGCCAAGAAACCUUGAACCCUGAACUCUUCAAGUUGCCUUGAGAGGUCCUUUGACAGAGCUUGCGGCCACUGAAUUCAGCAGACAGUGCAUUUGAACGAAACUCAGAUGUCGCACUGUGCUCCCACUCAGAUCCCAAAAUUUUCGUUGCAGCACCGCAGCCAACCUUUUUCCUCUCCUCAGAAUACAUUCAUCCGCAACCAGCGCCGCAUCUAAGGACUCCUUUUCGCUGUGUCCCGUGAUUGCUCAUAGCUAGUUGCUAGAUUACCUCGCCGUCUGUUUGAGGGAAUACAGAGCGCAUCGCUGUGACGUUUUCCUAUGGUUAAUCCCGGCCACAUCUCCCAACUCCCUACACUGAUCAACUGCCUCUGCUUUGUACACUGCAUAUCGCUCACGCGCCACCAUGUCACCGAUCUGCGGUUGGGUUCAAGAUUCCUGUUUCCGAGACAUGCUUAUCAGCAGCUUUGAGUCUCACAGGAUUCCUUAACACUUAGACGUCCAGGUA